Messenger RNA from Fomitiporia mediterranea MF3/22, 2081 nucleotides. RefSeq lists its product as uncharacterized. The coding region runs from base 1 to 1956 and encodes 651 amino acids. NCBI's taxonomy places the organism in Eukaryota, Fungi, Basidiomycota, Agaricomycetes, Hymenochaetales, Hymenochaetaceae. The transcript is spliced from 19 exons. The record is from RefSeq and is a predicted model, not a curated record.
AUGCUGCACUACGCACGAGUCUCGUCUCUCUUUCCUGCGCUCACCUUAGCUCUCGCGACCGUGGCAUCUGUGGUUCCAACACCAAGGGCCUCAGAUCCAUGUGCAGCUAUUGCUGGGCAGACCUUUGUUCCACCUGCUGAUGCACUCGCUUGCUUAAAGACUUUCCCAUUCAACGAGACUCUUCGCCAAAACGUCUUGCAGGUCGUCUCGCGUGUCUUUGACUUUUACACUUUCGAGGACUUUUAUCUAAAUUCUCCACCUCCGUUCCAAGAGUCUACGUCAAAUAUUAGAGCAGAACUCGCUCGAAUAAACAGUACUGACUACGCAACGGACUUCGACUUCAACAAGGACCUCUUCGACUUCACGACUCAAUUGAAUGAUGGCCACACUCGUUGGUUUCCAAGUUGCUAUAUCACUUUCCAGAACUUGCUUCCCGCCCCGGUAGUAAUCCUCGAAGAGGAUGGUGAACAGAAUGUUUUUGUUGCACCCGACUCGGUCGAGUUUUUCGGAUUGCUCGGUUCCGACUUUUCUGAUUUCUUCGACUCGAUUAACUUUGACUGGCAACGCCUUGCGGGCGCAAAGGUGCUCUCCAUUGAGGGAAUGGAUCCUCUCGACUACAUCGACUUUGUAGCGAAAACCGUCUCUGGUAACUUCCUCGACCAUGGAGUGCGCGUAAACAGUGUAUUAAGCAGCUACCGCAUCUCCGGAGACGACUUUUCACAGCGCAUCGGCGAUCUGGCUGGCCCUCCAAUGCCAGUGCAGGAGAACUUAACCUUCAGUCUCAUUACUAUGAACAGCACCGACGCAGAAACUGUGACGGUCCCAUUUUUAGCAGACUUCACAGGCAACUCGUUCACAGAUCAGGCUUCUUACUGGGAAAAUAACUGCGCGGCGAAUAGCGCCACCAAUGGAGUAGAUGCGAAAAGCGGAAUUCUCAAGAAUGCUGCCCGCCGGAAUGGCCGACCUCUAGCAAGGGCCGUUAUCAGGGAUUCUUCGUCUAGCAAUGCGAUUGGCCUGCCACCGCAAUUCCAGCCGACUCUCCCGCAGGUCAAUACUUCUGCAGGAGUUAUCAAGUCGUAUAUUUUGCCUGAUAACCAGACUGGCGUGAUGUUCGUGGGUUCGUUUGAGGGCGACUUCGUGCAGUUCCAGACUGAUACAGUCUCCGCGAUGAACCACUUCCUCUCUGUGGGUGUCACGCGUCUUCUGAUUGACCUUACGAACAACGGUGGAGGAUUCGUGUGCCUUGGACAAUUUUUGCACCAGUUCCUUGCUGGCGCGCAGAUCGGAUAUCCAGGGUUCGUGUCGACUAGUCGUGGAAAUGAGCUCGCGCAGAAGAUUGUAAAGAACGACAUUGCGCUUGGUGUUACACAGACAUUUUAUCCUCCCACCAACUGGGCGUUCUUGAAUGAUACUCCAUUUCCUCCGACUAUUGAUUAUAAUGAUCCCACUGCGCCGUUCACUGUCAACGGAGUCAGCGAUCCUACCUCCCAGCGAUUCCAUGAUAUCUGUACGCCAUUCAACGUCGACAUCCCGGAAACACCACUUAUUCCUCUCGAGAACGUAGCCAUCGUCAGCAAUGGCGACUGCGCGUCCACCUGUGCGAUGUUCAGCACACUCAUGAACGAGCGGCACGACACCACUAUCGCUGUCUUUGGCGGAAAGCCUGGAGAGACCAUGGAAUUUAAAGGCAUGGCGGGUAAUCAAGUCCUUGAGUGGGCUGAUAUAGAUACAGAGAUCAAGACAGCCAAUUUGAAGGAUGACCCCCUUGCCCCUCCUGAUCUCCUUAUUGAUGGUGACUUCCGACACAAUUGGAGGACUGCUUGGAGUUUCCUGGACGAGAAUGUACCUAUUGCGUACAAGUCUGAGCUUCCGAAACUACGAUUCCCGUACACUAAGGAUACAUUCAAUAACCCACAGAACUUGUGGAUAUUCGCCGCUAGCCAGAUAUUUGGCUAAUUGUUCCACCUUCCUCGCGCCCAUUCACUCGUCCCGCUACUAGCGACGCACGACAAACUCCCGUCCGCAGUUCAUAGUCUCAGUAAGUGAUGUGUGUAGCAAGCGCCCUUCGACCUUCAACCCUG